AUGUCUUCAAUCGUUACCAUUAUUGAUAAUGACAUCUUAGUGUCCACCUUACAAAAAGGACUGUAUACACUUGCAGCUUGCUCUAUUCUUGGUACAGCAGCCUAUCUAGGUUACAAAGCGGCUGAACCUGAAAACAAAAAUAUUCUUCAAAAUCGCAAUCCAGAACUAAACGAACGGAUUGAAACAGUACUUGAAUCUUUGCGUCUUGACGAUGAUUCUUUACGACAAAUUAUGCAAUUACUUGAGCAAGAAAUGGAUGCUGGUCUCUCUCCAGCUACACAUGCCAAGGCUGAUGUAAAAAUGUUUCCAACUUAUGUUCGAAAUAUAGCCAACGGAUCAGAAACUGGUCAAGUACUUGCAUUGGAUUUAGGUGGCACUAAUUUUCGUGUUCUACUUGUUGAUUUAUUACCUGAAGGAAAAGUUGAAUUAACAUCGAAAAUAUUCGUUAUACCACAAUCAAUUAUGCUUGGCGAAGGAGUGAAUUUAUUUCGUCAUCUUGCUGAUUGUCUUGUUGAUUUUAUGAAACAAGAAAAACUGAUUCAACCCGGUGUUCAUUAUCCAUUAGGCUUUACCUUUUCAUUUCCUUGCUAUCAAGAAGGUCUUGCAUCAGCACGAUUAACAUCAUGGACAAAAGGCUUUACAUGCGCAGGUGUUGUCAAGGAGGAUGUUGUUAAAAUGCUACAAAAAGCUAUCGAUGAAAAGAAUAUUAAUGUACAAUGUGUCGCACUUGUUAAUGAUACUGUUGGCACAUUAAUGGCAUGUGCCCAUAAAAAGCCUCACACAUCGAUUGGUCUUAUAUUAGGUACAGGUACAAAUGCAUGCUAUAUGGAAACUCUAGAUCGAAUUGGUACAUGGAAUGGCGACUAUGAGGAGCCAAAACAAGUGAUUAUUAAUAUGGAAUGGGGUGCAUUUGGUAACAAUAAGCGUUUAAAUCACGUUCGAACAAGAUACGACGAAGAAGUUGAUUUGUCAUCCGUCAAUCCAGGGAAACAAAUUUUUGAAAAGAUGAUCAGCGGAAUGUAUAUGGGUGAAAUCGUUCGUUUAAUCAUACUUGAUUUAAUGCAACAGGAUUUAUUAUUUAUUGGUCAAUGUGAUAAUUACGGAGAUUACAAAACACCGUUGUUUACACGCGGCGGUUUUUAUACGAAAUUUGUUAGCACUGUUGAAACCGACGAAGGCAUUGCAUUUUCAAACACGAGACGCGUUCUUCAAGAUAUUGGAAUUAGAAAUCCAACGUUUGAUGAUUGUGCAAUUGUACAACAUAUCUGCAAAAAUGUUUCCAAACGAGCAGCGCGAUUAGCCGGUGCAGGUGUUGCUGUGCUCAUUAAUAGAAUCAAUAAGCCACAUAUAACUGUUGGCGUUGACGGUUCACUUUAUCGUUAUCACCCAAGAUUUGAAAGAAACAUGCAGAAAUGUAUAAAAAACUUAGUCAAUAAAAACAUAAAAUUUGAAAUGUCAUUGUCCAAUGACGGUUCGGGUGUUGGUGCUGCAUUGACUGUAGCAGCCGAAGUAUUGUCAUGUCAAAACGAUAAAAAUCAUCUGACAAUCAAAAACCGAAACAACGUCGACGAUCACACGUCUCAAAAUCGAAUUAACCUUAUCCAAUGA
This is a messenger RNA of Rotaria socialis, 1608 nucleotides long. The record is from the annotation of a GenBank genome assembly. NCBI's taxonomy places the organism in Eukaryota, Metazoa, Rotifera, Eurotatoria, Philodinida, Philodinidae.